Molecule: messenger RNA, 1662 nt
Organism: Strongyloides ratti
Lineage: Eukaryota; Metazoa; Nematoda; Chromadorea; Rhabditida; Strongyloididae
Exons: 1
Coding region: 1-1662 (553 amino acids)
Source: RefSeq, a predicted model, not a curated record
AUGUUUCUGGAUUCAAAACAGUUCACAACUUUUUGGUUUUUGCUAUUUCAAAUUUUCACAUACUGUAAAGAAAGUACUUAUGAAAAUUUAUUUCCUUUGGUUCCUAAGAACAUCAAUCAAAACACCUUUCCAGUCAAGCUAACGUCUGCAUCCAUAUCAGACGUCGUUAUUGUAAGAUGCCCAACUAUAGGAUACAAACAUAACCAUGUUAUGGAUGUUUUCCUUGUGAAUAACGUACUGAAAGAAUCAGACUUGGUAACUCAUGGCGACAGAUUUCUAUUCAAUUGGAUAAUAUGGGUAUAUAAAAAGUAUGAACCUGGCUGGAUUGAUUGUGGAAUUAUUACUACAAAAUCUAAUAUUGAAAUGCACGAUCGUUAUUUCUGGAAAUACAAACUCAAAUGGCAAUCCCAACCAAACCCAUUCAUGGUCGCAAAAUGGAAGAAUAUAUCAACUCACCUUCCGUAUCCCCAUAAUUGUAGUAAUAAUCAACAAAAAAUUUUAAUAUUUACAAAAAACAAAGAAGAUAGAAUGAUUCAACUCAAUUUAAUUGAUAAUAGAUUAAAAACUCCAGAUGCCAUUCCAUAUGUGAAUAAACUAUAUUAUUUCUUCAUCAGACCUGAUGAUAAUGAUAGAAACGAAACUAAAGAACCCUGUAUGAUUUUUAGAGCUUACAAUGAUAUACCAGAAAUAAUAAUUGAAGGAUACAACCCUAAUAUAGUAAAGUUUAACAAUUUAGAAAUUGGUAUUAUUAAACUGGAUCAUAUGAAAAAAUUUUUUAAUAUUCAGCUUGUUAUAAGAAACAAACCAGAAUUAAAAGACUUUUACAAAAACGAUGAAAUUUUUAUUAAUAAAGUUAAAUUUACAAAGGAAAAAGUUGAAGAAAUCCUAAGCUCCAGUAAAACUUUUAAAAGUUUCUCCUCAUUACAAGGAUAUCAGCUAGUCAAUUUCACCUAUAAUUGUCCGACACCUAAUAAUACAAAUAAAAUAAUAAAAACAUACUAUUUUGCACCACCAAAAGAAAAUUAUGAAUUCCCAUUAGAACAAUCAUUUUUCCCAAUAAAUAAGCCGGCCUUCAAACCAAAUUGUUCCAUCAAUCAAAUUGACUAUGGAUAUUUUUAUUCAGUUAAUUUGAAUGGAAAAACGGUUCUAAUAGAUGAGUUGAAUAUUAAUGGAGUAGAAAAACAUGGUUUAAUUCGUUCCGGAGAGUACAUCUUCACAUCAAAAAUUGAGCAAUUCAAUACAACAUUAAGAUGUACUUAUAAAACAUUAAAUGGACAAGUUAUUAUCGUUAAAUCCUUUAUCGCUAUACGCAAAAUAAUUAAUAACUUAGAUCAAAGUUGGAAAAAAAUUUUUGAUAGAAAUGAUAUUAAUAAAAAUAGAAAAAAAAUGAUUUAUAGAAAUGAUUCUGAUGAAUAUUUUAAUGAAGAAUCAAAAAAAUCAGAUAAAACAUGGUAUGAAAAACUUAAAAAAAUAAUUGAAAAUACUUGGAUAUAUACAAUUUUAGGAGGAAUUAUUUUUGUUGUACUUGCAACUAUAAUUAUUGCUACUGUACAAUGCUUUUUAAAGUUAUCGAAGGAAAAAGAAUUAGCAAAAAGGAUAAAAAAGAAAAGUAAUUUUUCUCGUAGUGAAAAUAUAUUAGAAACACAAAAAGAUAGCAAGUAA